Molecule: messenger RNA, 6919 nt
Organism: Toxoplasma gondii ME49
Lineage: Eukaryota; Apicomplexa; Conoidasida; Eucoccidiorida; Sarcocystidae
Product: RAP domain-containing protein
Exons: 3
Coding region: 580-5601 (1673 amino acids)
Biological process (GO): regulation of mitochondrial mRNA stability; mitochondrial RNA processing
Cellular component (GO): mitochondrial matrix; ribonucleoprotein granule
Molecular function (GO): RNA binding
Source: RefSeq, a predicted model, not a curated record
UGCAGGCAAUUUGACUCUCUGAACAGAAGAGCGCCGGGCAAGAGGGACGCCUCGGCGGAGACAGGGAGGUGAAGCAGCAGGUCCCCGGUGGAAGUUUCGUCGCCUCCGUCAUUCGCUUGGUGGAGAAAAUGGGAGAAACAGUCUUCGUCGCCUGUGGCGCGCCCACUGUGUAGAGACACCUCUUCAGCGCGCUAGUUCAGACUGAAUCGACAAGCCAUUCAAAAAACUUGGUCGACGCAGUCAGUGCGGGUGGACGCAUGCCUGAAGCAAGAUCAGAUGUUUUUAUCAGGUUUUGGUACCCUCGACAGUUCGUGAGGUGUACAUGACUCAGAACGCAAGUUCACGUGGAAUGCCGCUGAUGACAGGUGUCGAGGGAGAUGUAUUUGCAAGUGGGACUGCGUCGGCAUCAACAGCACAGGCGAAUCAAGUUGAGGUGGACAUACACCGCAGCCAGGUUGGGGUGUAUGUACAGAUGAGCAGAGGCGCGCAUGACUCCAGGCCUGAUUUGCACUCGAUUACAAGUGGCAGCAAGUAAACACUGGGACUCCCACUGUAUUUCUGUUUUCUUUGCGUCUAGCCAUGGCGCCAGUCUCUCGAGUCUCUCCUCGUCGUCUUGCUGCUUCUUCGGGGUCGGGCGCCUGCGGAGCAAUCUCUUCGUCCGCAUUCGGUAGCGCUUCGAGUCUGCGAGAUGCCGGCGGCCACAGUUUCUCACGAAGCCACUCCUCUGGGGUGUCUCUGGCAGCCUUGUUUUCUUCGUCGGUAAAGCCAGUGUGUCCUCUGUCCGCGUCCUUCUUCUCUUCGUCGUCUGCCUCUUAUGCCUCACAUUGUCAGGCCUCCUCGAGACUCGUCGCUUCUCAGCCGUCGCCUUUCUGGACUGAAGCACCGAACUCUUCUGCUCCCUUGUCGUCGCACGUAAACCGAGGCCCUCCUGUCUCUGAUCUGUCCUUCUCUGCCCAGUCCUUCCCCACUGCCUCGUGCUCUGCCUCGCCACUCUCUCUGUCUCCUCGUCGUCCGCGGUAUGCCCUGCUAGCCAGCGAGUCACUUGCAUGCGGCCAAGCCGUCGCGAGUUGUCGACCACCUGGAUUUGCUCCUUCUGUUCGUUUUUCUGUCUGGAGAUUAUGCGAAGCUUCUCGGUCUCCCCUGUCUCGUCCGUCUUCUUCAUCCCAACGGAGCUCUGCUUUUGCGUCGGCGGCGAGUUUCGUCGCACGCGUAUCUGCCCCCGGUCCUUCGAUCUACUUCUCCCUCACCAGUUCGCCCCCGCUUUCGUCUGCGGCUGCUUCUGUCUGGCCUUCUGGGGGCUGGGUUCCGGCAGCUAACUCAGAGUCGAACUGCUUCCUUUCCUCGGGGAGUUUCCACCGUCUCCAACCGGGAGGGAGUCAGCGCGAACCAUGGCGGCUCCGACCCUCCGCGAGAGACGCGAGGUGUACGUACACCGCAGCUGCAAGGCCUCGGCGAAAGGUUGUGGUCAUCCCUAUGGAGACGAAAGCCGAGUCUUGUUCUCCUUCAACCUCGUCAACAAGGGAACCGGAGAAGCAGAUUCUUCUCCCGCCGCAGGCCUCUCUCAGACGCCUAUCUAAGCCGGAGGCGAUUGCGGCCUGUCGCAGCCUGCGGUAUCUCCCCGCGUCUGUACCGCGAGACGCAGACUACUGCGAGGCACUCCUUGCGCGAACAGCGCGCCUUUCUCCGUCGCUUCUCCCCAUUGAAAUUCGCUCGGUCGCCAGGACUCUCGUCUUCUCUCUUCCCCCUGCCUGUGAUGUGCGUACACUCCAAACGGCGCUCAUGAAGCAGCUGCUCCACCUCCCUCUGCAUGCGUACGCGGCCGACCACCCCCGAGUCCUCGCGGACCUCUUCUCGCUUUUCCCCUUUCUACCUCUCUCCGCCGUCACCCCACCCAGCAGUCUGGCCCUCCCUUUCUCCCGAGGUGAACAGAGAACGGACACACAUACGCCUUCUUCCUCUUCGUCUUCCUCCUCUUCUCCUUCCUUGAAUUCGUCUGUGACCGGUCUUCCGCAGCGGCGAAGGAGGCGCGCGUUGCGCUACGAGGCUUUGUGCAUGUCUCCUGCUCAGCGCGAACUGUCUUCGGGUGUGCUUCGCCAUCUGGUGGAGGCCUUCCUGAAGUUCCACUUGCCACUGCGCAAGCAGCGAAGCCGGCGGGAAGGACCCGAGGCCGCAGCCCCGUCCGCUCCUGCCUCGCCCUCGACCUCGCCCUCUCUCUCGGCCUCCGUCUCAGCUGUGUCUGCGCAAACUUCUCCUUCUUUUCAAACUUCGAGUGGCAUCCCAUCUCAGUCUGUGUCUUCUGCGGUUCGCGAGGCCACAAGCAAAGACGUUUGCGAGGUCCUGGUCUGUCUGUCGAACUUCGAGUUUCUCUUUCGCCCGCGAGACGCGGAGUUCCUCGACUCCGUCUUCAAGCGCCUGGGAGACUUCCUGACUUUGCGAGGUUUCGACGGCUUGUCGGGCAAAGGCGCGAGUCUCGUUCUCAACGCGUUCGUGCUCUGCAGACGGAAGCACAACCACCUGUUUCACCAGAUUGCGAGGCGCCUGCCCAUCUUGGCUGCGAACAUGACCCCCAAGGACGUAGCCCUCGCUGCGAACGCGCUCGCGCGCGCGGAGGUUCGCGUCCUCCCGGCCUUCUCAGCUCUUUCGGGCAGAGCGAAGGAAACGCUCGAGGCCUUCCAGCCCCAGGACUUCUCCAAUCUCUUGAAUGCGUUUGGGAGACUCGAAAUCCUCGACCUCGAACUCUUCAACCUCGCAGCUCCCGAGAUUUCGGCUGGGAUUCGGGACUACAAUCCGCAGCAUCUGUCGAACAUUGCGCAUGCAUACAGCAAGGUGUCCGUGUCGCAGCCGGAGCUGUUUUUUCGAAUUGCAGAAAUGACGCGACGGUCGAUCCAGAAUUUCUCCAACAGAGAGCUCGCGAACCUCGCCCUCGCGUUCGCGAAGAUGGACAUCCAGCACAAGGGGCUGCUCGUCUCUCUCGCAGACGAAGUGUUGUUUCGUGGAACUGCGGGUCUUGCUUUUGGGUCCAAGUUCCACUUUGACUUGCUUUCUCUUCAGCAACUGUCUUCCGCCUUCUCCCGUCUUGGCCUCCACGACCCUCGGCUCUUCUUCGUCCUCACGCGUCUCGCCCGAGACGGCGUUCGACGGUCGCUUCGCUACCGACUGCUCGCUGGAGACUCCGAGGGCGCCGAUACCUCUCUCGUCGCGUCGUCUGCUUCUGCUGCUUCCUCUCCGUUGAAGACACCGUGGAUGAGUGUGAAGUGGCGUCGAGAGUACGAGGCCCUGCGGGAGUCUUACGCGUUGAACGGUCAGAUGCUGGCUUCGCUGCUGCUGGCGCUGGGGAAGGGAUUGGCGUCGCAGGCAACGGGGCCUUGCGACCAGGCGUUCCAGUCUGUGUGUGCGACAGCGAUUCUGCGUUUGGAAAAGCACUACUCUGCAUGCGCGGUCUCCCAGGUGGCGCGUGCAUGUCACCUGCUGGGCUUGAGGGACAUGCGCGUCCGGCGUCUGCUGGUUCGCGAGGCGCUUCCGCGACUGCCGCAGUUCCCGCCUACUGCGCUUGCGCAUCUUCUCUCGAGCUUCGCCAGUCUUCAGCUGUACCACGCAGUCCUCAUCAAGCAGGCUCUGCAGACGGUUGCGCUGCACCUCGCCGCCUUCUCUGCAGCAGAGGUCGCGACGAUAGUGGUCGCCCUCGAGAAACUCGGCUACCGCGACAGACACUUCGUGCGGAAGGCCGCGAAAGUCAUUCACCGCAGACGCGACGAGCUAGCCACCAGCUUCCUCUGCGGAGUCGUGAAUGCAUGCGCGAAACUCUCAGUCGACGACGACAUCCUCUACGAGGCGCUCUUCAAAGACCUCUUCUCUCGCCAGCACCUCCUCUCGGCUCGCGAGGCCCUCACGGCGCUCUACGCGCUCCUCCUUCUCGACGCGCGAAAGGCGGACCUCGCGUCCUUCUGCGACGGAGAGACCAGUGGCGAGGAAGAGAAGCAACGAGCGCAGAGCCCACAGUCCGAGGGCGCGCCGACGCGGACAGACGAAGCCGACGGACGAAGAACUGCGGUUCCCGGGGCGAGUGGCGCGGGCGAGAUCGAGACCUCAAAAUCCUGCAGAGGAGAUCAAGGUCUCGAGAAACUAGACGGGUCUGGAGUGAACGUGUCGACAACUCAGAUUUCCAUACAAGAGCCGCAAGUCGUCCUUCCCUCUCCUCUCUGUUCGUCGCCUCUCUGUUCUUCUCCUCUCUCCUCUUCUUCGUAUCUGGAGUCGCAUCAGGGACUGUUGCAUGCGCUGCUGCGCGUGGCGUAUCGUUCGGAGACGCGACUGGACAUCGGUUCCGUGACGCGUCUCCAGAUUGUGGACCUGUAUUUGCGCUUGCUCCGGCCGCCUGCGUUUGCCUCUUUGCCGUUUGACUUGAAGGCCUUUCUGGCGCGCGCGCGUCGCGUGGACCUCGCGCAGCAAGACUGUUUCUCGCUCUCUUCCAAGCUGCACCGAGACGUCUCCUCGGCCUUCCUGCGCAUCGGCCUCGUGCACCGCAGCGAAGUUCAGCUCGGGCCGUUCAGUCUGGACAUCGUCCUGGGCGACCGGCUGGCUGUCGAGAUCGAUGGGCCUUCCCACUUUUACCGAGAGACUUGCAUGCGCGUUGCCUCCUCGCGUCUCAAGCAGCGCCUCCUCCGCGAAAUGGGCUGGACGGUGCUGCCGGUAUCCUUCUUUGAGUGGAGACAACUCGUGACUCCCGAGCGAAAGGUUGCGUACUGUGCGCGCUUCUGGCCGUACGUCCUGAGACUCGCAGACGCGCGUGAAGCGACGACGCGCGAACCCCAAGAAAGGUUUCGUACCUGCCUCACCCGAGGGCGAGAAGCGAAUGGGGACGCAGGGAGCGACGGCGGCGAGGUCGAGGAGGAAGACGGAGCGGAUGCGCCAGAGGGAAAACAGGGGAUGCGGCGGAAACAACGCGAUUUCUCAGAGGUGUUACUGUGCCGCAUGCCUCGCCUAGACGAUUUUUUGUGGCUCAUGGAUCAACAGGGAGCAACCGUCACUCGGCAGAUUCUCGCUGACGCAAUGAAUCGCUACCGGCGCCUCCUCGCGCCCACGGGAGACACCACGCCACACCAGAGCCUCCAGACCCUGCUGUCUCCUCGGAAGGCCCUGUUGUCUCCGCCGCCCUCGCCGGCCGCUCUUCUUCUGCCGCCGUCCGUGGAGGAUGGAAAAGAAGUUUGGGAGCAGAUGAAAGGGAAGCGUGUGAGGCAGAGUCCCACUAUUAAGGGACGCAAAGGCGCGCGAGACGAAGGCGCGCGAGAAGAAGGCGAGGGAGACGGCGGCGAGGAAGACGACGGCGCGGACGAGAGAGAAAGAGGCAAAGGCGGAGUUCGUGAGGACGAGAAGCAGCCUGGCCAUCGCAGGACAAGAGGGCGAAGGCGGCCGUUCGAAGUCGAGGAAACGGUGUUCCAUGUUGUGCGAGGAAAAGGGCAAAGGGGAGAGAAAUCUGGAGGUCUUUCUGGAAGGGAAGACGUUGACUCAGACACCCAGGGUGCCGUUGUCACGCAGGUCGUUCGCCCCUCACCGCUCGACCACCUGCUACUUGCGUCUGAUGGUGACAACUCCGAGAAGCGGUGAAUACGCGAGACGCCCGAGACGUGACGUGGAACGGAGAGCGAAAGCCUGCGCCUUCGUUUUCUUCUCUUUGCUGUCUGAGACGCUUUCGUGCUGUUUUUCCGAGUUCCCUGUGGACCUCUCGUCUUGCGUGUUCACUCUGAAAGUCUCUGUUUCUCAAACUCUUGGGCGUGUGAGGUUCUCGCGGUUCCUCCCCUCACCACAGUCUCCUUGCUCUUUGCUUCCUUUGAUCUCGUGCUCCUUCUCGUACUCGUCCUGGCCUUGCUUGGUGCCUCGCUUUGCUCGUUGCCUUCCUUUCGUUUUUUCACUUGGGAACGAUUUUCGCUUGUCACCGACCCGUUUUGUCUCCGUUUCUCUACCCCGCGGAAAGCCCCGCGACCCAUCAAAGACGCUGAGGGCGUCUUGUGGCUCUCCUGUUGAAGACUCGUGACCCGAGGCCGAUGGACUUCUCUUCUGCCACUGCGCGUUCGACAGGAACUUGCAGUCGCGAACCUGCAAAUAAAGGUGGAUGUGUCGCCGCUCAAGUAACGAACGGCAUUUGAUUAUGAACAACCAGAUAGCUCUGUUGCUACCUGGACAGAGUACAGAGAGAAUCAUGCCAUGCACAUGCAGUCAGACGAAUAAAUGGAGCCGCCUUCCAUUCGCUUCUCGUUCCGUUCGGCGGUAAUUCACAAGGUUUCUUCACGCUGGGAUGGCCAGCACGGGCAGUGAAGGAUUUGAAUUUGCAAAACACGUUUGACGGUAUUCUUUGCAUCUGGAAUAAAGUCGAAAUCCAAGAAGGAGGACGAACCCUUUACAGGCCAUUUGAUGCAUCGAAGAGCACAUCUUUUCGACAUUUGAUACUUGUGUUUUCUUCGCUUAUGUGGCAACUAUGCAUGAGUCACACUUUGCAUCUUUUACGUAUCUGCUUGCACGCGCAAGCUGAACAUUGGUGGGGAAGACAAGUCCACAUUUUCCGCUUUCCUGCGAAAGCAAGUGUGAGCACAGGAUCGCCUAAAACCACGUCCAACCUCGGUUCUCUCGUCGGUGUCUCUGCCGGCAUCCUUUUGUCAGUGUGAUGGUAUAACAGGUGUUUCAGAUGAAAUGGCUUCUCUAUCACUGUGAAAACAGCCGCUCGUUCAGAUACUGCGUUUCCUCACUGUAUCGAUUCAUGGUGCAGGUAGCGCUAUGGUCAUGGACUUCUCGAGGCAUGUUUGUACGGAGGAACUAGUAGGUCCUGAAUCGAGAAGCGCCUGCUCAAAGCAGCUCGUUAGUGUCGGCAAGUGAGAGGCGGAACAAGACUAUCGGUUCGUCAGGAGUGGUGUACACCACCGCCCCGGCG